Molecule: messenger RNA, 2055 nt
Organism: Chaetomium strumarium
Lineage: Eukaryota; Fungi; Ascomycota; Sordariomycetes; Sordariales; Chaetomiaceae
Product: acyltransferase-domain-containing protein
Exons: 4
Coding region: 414-1622 (402 amino acids)
Biological process (GO): phosphatidylinositol acyl-chain remodeling
Cellular component (GO): endomembrane system; endoplasmic reticulum
Molecular function (GO): acyltransferase activity
Source: RefSeq, a predicted model, not a curated record
UGGCGGAAGAGCAUUGCGCUCACCUGUCUGUAUUUCAUCCAUUUUGCUUCUGGGUCUCCCCUUCGGCCCAGGUUUUAACCGCGAUGUCCUCAGCGUUGGCAGUGCCACACGGUUUCAACUAAGGACCGUUGAACAGUUCGCUGCGGCUGUUGCGGUGUUGGAAGCCUGCCCAAAGUUUUCGCCGUUCUGUUGCCGGAACUGGCGGAGGAUCCGUCCAACCCGCAGCAUCCAGCUCAGCGCUGCCUGCGGCUGAUUGCCCUGCGGUCAACCUCGCGGACCUACAUUACUUCGGUCCUCUUCACAUCCCCUAGAUUGUCCUCGAUCGCAGUGUCCCGUUCCUCUAUCGUGCCCUGCUUUGCGCAGACCUCCUUUCCCGCAAUUCUAGCAUCGCGACUUCCAACAUACAGCAUCGCAUGUCGAGCCCGAUGACGGCCCAAGUAAAGCCACCGAUUGCUACGGAGGCGCGGGGCGCCGAUUCCUCCGGUCGCGAGAAGCACAGCCGAGUAGUGCAGGUGCUGAGGGGCGUUUCCUGUGCGGUUUACUUCGCAGCAGGCGCCACUGUGAUCCACGCGACCCAACUCAUCGGGGCACCCCUAUACUGGAUUAACCGCGAGCUCUACUAUGCCUACAUGUCCUAUACAAAGGAGCUGUUCGGGAUUCUCAUCACGACAGUGACGAACUGGUGGGGCCCAACCACAAUACGCAUCAGCGGCGAUUCCUCGGUGGCGGGCCAAAUACGCAAGACGGAAGAUGGCCUGGUGGAGUUUUCGUUCCCCGACCGCAUGGUCAUGAUAGCGAACCAUCAGAUCUACACAGACUGGCUCUACCUCUGGUGGAUCGGCUAUGCCAAUAAGCCGAAGAGGCAUGGAUCUCUCUUUAUCAUUCUGAAGGAAUCACUCAGGUACAUCCCGAUAUUGGGGCCCGGCAUGAUGCUCUACGGCUUCAUUUUCAUGUCCCGGAAGAUGGCGGUCGACCAACCCCGGCUGGCCUAUCGGCUGGGGAAGCUGAAGACGCACCAUACGGCUCCGGAUGGGAAGAAGUAUCUUGAUCCCAUGUGGCUGCUGCUGUUUCCGGAGGGAACGAAUGCUUCUCAGAAUGGGAGGAACAAGUCUGCAAAGUGGGCCGAGAAGAUCGGCGUCAAGGACCCAGAGCACAUGUUGCUGCCGCGGAGCACUGGCACCUACUUCUGCCUUAAUGAGUUGAAGGGCACGGUGGACUACGUCUACGACUGUACCGUGGCCUACGAAGGGGUUCCUCGCGGCAAGUUCGGGGAGAAGAUCUUCACCAUCUCCCGCACCUACAUUCGAGGACAACCGCCGAAGUCCGUCAACUUCUACUGGCGCCGGUUCCGUCUCGCGGACAUCCCUCUGAACAACCAAGAGGAAUUCGACCUGUGGCUACGGGAGCGGUGGUACGAGAAAGAUGCGCUCAUGGAACAAUAUGUCUCCACCGGACGUUUCCUUCCCAGUCCUGACAAAGCCGUUCCCGGCGCUCACGAGGGGUUUCUCGAGACUGAAGUUCGCACUCGAUAUCCUUGGGAAUUCCUCCAGAUCUUCAGCGCACUCGGUGCCUUUAGCUUGGGCAUCAACAUCCUCCUCAAGGUGCUGAACGGAUUUCUUUAGGUGCUUUCCUGAGUUUUGGGCGUUUUGGAACGAUGGAAAUGAGAUACCCCUCCACUCACACAUGGAUGAUGAUUGCAUGAAGGGCCUGCAGCUUAUGACAAGGGCGGAGGUAUAUACCAAUUUUUGCUGCAUUGGAUCAGCAGGUUGGCGCCGGUGUGUUGAGAGUGGAACUUUUGGAAUACUGUUGCUGCCGUGGCCUGUCAGAUACCAUCUGGAAGUGCGUUCUAUUCAUCGGUACGGCGUUGGGGUGCAGGAAUUGAUGGGAGGGCGGGUUAGGCAAGAGGCCGAUGGCGGUGUCUAUGAUCUUCGUUAUAUAUCCUUUCUCCGCAUCCUGUUUCUUGACGUGAUAUCACCGUCUUAUGCAAAGGUCAGGUUGGCGACGUUUAUGACCAGGCAGGGGAUGCAGGACGGACCUCGUGCCUUUCUGUGACUA